This is a messenger RNA of Chironomus riparius, 1224 nucleotides long. The record is from the annotation of a GenBank genome assembly. NCBI's taxonomy places the organism in Eukaryota, Metazoa, Arthropoda, Insecta, Diptera, Chironomidae.
CACAUUUACAGCAACACACACUUUGAAUAAAAACAAUAAAAGAAUUAUUUUUUCAAAGAAAUUUAAUUUUCUUAUAAAUCCACCAGAAUCACGUCAUUUAAACUAGUUAACUUAAUUAAAUAACACAAAAUGAAGGUUAGGAAUCUGGCAAUUAUGGGAUAUCGUUCAGUCGGUAAAUCGUCGUUGAGUAUUCAGUUUACGGAAGGUCAGUUUGUUGACUCUUAUGACCCAACGAUUGAAAGGACUUUCGCCAAGAGCAUCAGAAUGAAUAAUACGGAUUAUGAAAUUAAGCUUGUUGAUACAGCCGGUCAAGAUGAAUACAGUAUUUUCCCUGCUCAAUAUUCUAUGGAUUAUCACGGAUAUGUCUUGGUCUACUCUAUUACCAGUCAGAAAUCAUUUGAAGUUAUCAAAAUUAUCUAUGACAAAUUAGUUGAUGUUAUGGGAAAGCCUUAUGUUCCAGUCGUGUUAGUCGGAAACAAAACGGAUUUACAUCAAGAACGAGCGGUAACAUUUGAGGAAGGCAAACGAUUGGCAGAGAAUUGGAAGGCAAUUUUCUUGGAAACAUCAGCGAAACAAAAUGAAUCUGUCGAUGAAAUCUUCCUGAAAAUCUUAGAGCUUGUCGAGCGAGACAGUAACGGAAAUAAUCCACCACAGAAAUCAAACUGUAUCAUAUCUUAAUCAAAAAUUAUGGAAUUGAAAGCUUUUUGAUAAAGAAUAAUCAUCAUUUUAUGACGAAAUUAAGAAUUGAACUACCACACAAAAAGUAAUUUGGAAAUGAGAAAAAAAAAAAUUUAAAUAUUUUAUAAGCUAGCGACAAAUGGAUGAGAGAACUAGAUUUUAAGUUUAUAACAGUGUCAAAAAAAAAACCAAUUUUACAACAUAGCUAAUAACAAUGUAACAAUAUCGUAUGAUUGAGCUUCUUCUGAUGAAUUUAUGUGUGCUGGAAAAUGUCAAAUGCUAGCUAAGAGAAACAUCUUUUUUUUUUAUUAAAUUAGUUUAACUGUAAUAGGGGCGCAUAUAACAACAACAACCACACUAUGAGAAUAUGAAAAUCUUAUUUUUGCACAUAAUUUUUAAAUGGUAAGAAUUUUUUUUGUAAUUACACCCAAUUUCCUACCUUGUUUAUUGUUCAAUACUUUGCUUAAUUUCUUUAUAAAACUUAAAAUUAAUUAAAAGCUAAUAGGUUUGCUUUCUGGAUUCAUCCCAAUUGAAUUAACAUUUUUU